CUGUCAAACCACCGCGGGUAUGGUACUAUUUUAUGUCCCAUACCUCAUCCGGCUACUGUAACACGUCUCUGGGUAUUUCAAUACAGCGUUUCCUGAAGUAGCGCGUAGAAAAUGGAACUGUAAGCCGUUCAGUUGCGUCGGUUUAUUUAUUUCGUCUGUGAUAUUGUAGAAUUUACUUGUGAUAGACUGUGAAGGUAGAUUUUUUUACUGCGAAAUAUGGGUAUCGAGAAGCAAGAGAAAUUACCGUAUCCCAAGUCGGUGUUCUUCAUCGUCAGCAAUGAGUUUUGUGAAAGGUUCAGUUAUUAUGGAAUGCGAACCAUCCUCGUCCUCUACCUCACCAACAUACUACUCUACAGCGAGGCGGACGCCAAAAUCGUAUACCACGCCUUCACCGUCCUGGUGUACUUCUUCCCUAUCCUCGGGGCCAUCCUGUCCGACAGCUUCCUGGGCAAAUUCAACACGAUAUUCUACGUGUCGAUGGUGUACGCCACGGGCAGCAUCCUCUUAGCCCUCGCGUCCGCCGAACCCAUAGGUCUUCCGCAGGCGGGAUUCUCGAUAUUCGGGCUGGUGCUGAUCGCCUUCGGCACCGGCGGCAUCAAACCGUGCGUGUCCGCCUUCGGGGGCGAUCAGUUCGUCCUUCCCCAGCAGGAGUUGCAGCUGUCGAGGUUCUUCUCGCUGUUCUAUUUCGCCAUUAACGCGGGUAGUUUGAUCUCCACCUUCCUGACGCCGAUUUUGAGAAACAACGUGCACUGCUUCGACCAAGAGAGCUGUUUUCCUUUGGCUUUCGCCGUCCCCGGGGCCCUCAUGAUCAUCUCCAUUGUCAUUUUCGGUCUCGGAAAACCCCUCUACAAAAUCAAGAAACCAGAAGGCAACCUGAUCGUGCAAGUAACCAAAUGUAUCUCACACGCCAUAUCCCAGAAGUGCAAGUCUUCAGAGAAAAAAGAGCACUGGCUGGACCACGCCGAACCUAGAUUCGGCGCGAAAAUGGUGAACGACAUCAAAGCUACCUUGAAGGUGCUCAUCAUCUACAUCCCCUUACCGAUCUUCUGGGCGUUGUACGACCAACAGGGCUCCGGCUGGACCUUCCAAGCGGUUCGAAUGGACGGCAACAUCGGAUUCUACACCAUCCUCCCCGAUCAGAUGCAAGUCAUCAACCCGCUCCUGAUCCUAGCGUUCAUCCCCCUGUUCAGUUACGUGGUGUAUCCCGUAUUCGCGAAAUGCAACUUCCUGAAGACCCCCCUCCAGCGUAUGGCCUGCGGGGGUUUCCUCGCGGCAGUCGCUUUUUGUGUAUCGGCGUUGAUAUCGAUCGCCUUGGAGGCAACCUACCCCGUGGUGCCGUCCAGCGGCAAUAUUCAAGUCAGGGUGUACAACCCGUCGAGUGGGAACCUUACGUUCGAAUCUUCAGAGUUAGGUAUCUCCGGAUCCCUGCCCCAGUACGGUUACUACGUGAAUAGAGAUAUUUCCUUCAGCGGAAAUAACUCGGUCCAGUUUACUUUCAAUGAGGAAGAGACGUCAUUUCUACUGGAAGAUGGAAAGGCUUUCGGCUUUUAUCUGUCUGAUACUGGAGUGAGUUACUAUGCGGACGAUGUGGAGAAGAGCGAGGAUGGAUAUCCGAAAAUCAGAACUCUGUCAUACAGCUCCACUGCGAAUAUAACAUAUUCUAGUGGUGACGAAUCCCUGAGUGUUGAAAACGGGGAUGAUUCUUUAAAAAGUUUAUCCUCCCCCGGAUCUUACAGCAUCGAAGGCUUCGAAGGGACCACAACGUUCAAGUUGGGAGGAACGUACACAGUCAUGAUUAACCACGCCACGGCUAACUUUGAAACCGUCACGGUGACCGAACCAAACAGCGUGCACAUGCUGUGGUUGCUCCCGCAGUACAUCAUCAUAACCGCUGCGGAAAUCAUGUUCUCCAUAACCGGUUUGGAGUUUUCGUAUUCGCAAGCUCCCGUUUCGAUGAAGUCGCUGAUGACUGCCUGCUUCCUUCUCACCACGGCGUUUGGCAAUCUCAUCAUCGUCAUCAUCGAGUCCGCCAAAAUAUUCGACAAACAGUCCAACGAUUUCUUCCUUUACACCGGUCUGAUGGUGGUGGAUAUCUUGCUGUUCACUUUCUUGGCGAUGAGGUACACUUACGUCAUUCCAGAGGAUACGGAAACCGAGGAACUCAACAGAGAAGACGCGGAAACCAAAAAAUUGUCGAACGGAAUCGAAAACCCGUCGUUUACGUCAGUCGACAAUUCCACUGCAAAGGAAUAAAGUUUGUCUAACGGAUGAAAUAGCGUUUAAACGUUUGAAAUAAUUUAAGUACCUACCCCCUUAAUCUGGAAUCACAUUAUUUAUUGACUGAAGUUAGAUAAAGUGAAAAAUGUUAUGUAUAUACAUAUGUAAAUAUAUUUUCUUUUAUUAAAAAGAAAUAAAAUGCUAAAUUAUUGAUA
Molecule: messenger RNA, 2432 nt
Organism: Anoplophora glabripennis (Asian longhorned beetle)
Lineage: Eukaryota; Metazoa; Arthropoda; Insecta; Coleoptera; Cerambycidae
Product: peptide transporter family 1
Exons: 8
Coding region: 217-2253 (678 amino acids)
Biological process (GO): oligopeptide transport; transmembrane transport
Cellular component (GO): membrane
Molecular function (GO): dipeptide transmembrane transporter activity
Source: RefSeq, a predicted model, not a curated record